AUGGAUAUUCGUGAUGAACGUGAACCAGGUGAAUGUUCACGUACGCCAUCACCGAGAUCAGAGAAUGCUCACAUAUAUGCCAGAAGGGCGUCCAAGUGGAGAAUGCAAAGGCAUGAAAAUGCGAAGUUUCGGAAGAAUGAAUCCGUGAUUGAGCUAAUAGAUUUGGUAGAAGAUCAGGAUGGAGAUAUCGAAGUGGUGUCUGAUGAUGAUGGCAAUAGCGAUGAUCGUGAAUUAUUCGUUCUGGAUACUGAAGGAGCAGAAAUUGUUGAGAUGGAAGAAGUGAAAAAAAGUCUUACUGAGGACACAGCAGAAGGAUAUGGUUCAAAAAAAGAAGGACGUAAAGUUUUGCUAAAAAGUUCGAAGACAAAAGGAAAAGACGAAGUUUUUGAUGUGACUAGAAUUCUGACGAAUGAUGCUGUUCUUCCAUCGCCAUCGGAGGAAAAGAAAGAAAGUGUGUUCAAAAUAAGUUGCUUCAACUGUGGUGGUGAACAUACGAUACAGCAAUGUGAUAUUCCCUUAAAUCAGCGGAGAAUCGCUGUCAAUCGUGCUGCUCAUUUUAAUAAUAAACGUUCAACUCAGGAACGUUAUACUACAGCGGGUGAUGCUGGAUCAACAAGCACGUGUAAUAUGAGGCCUGGAGAAAUUAGUGAUGCAUUGCGUGAAGCUUUGGGCAUAGGACCAAACGAUAUUCCAGAAUGGAUUUAUCGAAUGCGUCGAAAAGGUUUCAUUGAUGGCUAUCCACCAGGAUAUUUGGCGGAGGCUCUUGAUCAAAGUUCUAGUGAGGAAGCGUUGUUGGAAUUUCACACUGAUGAUAAAACAUUGGGAACUCCACGCAUUGUGCGAGGAAAAGAUAAGAAACGGAAACGACUUACGGUUUCUGCGGAUAAAGUGAUUGCUUAUCCCGGUUUUAACUAUUAUAAUCGAUAUCUUAGAGAUCGUGAACGUUUUCGAGUACCUAGGUUUGAUGAAUACGUUCGGUACCUUCAGGAAUAUGCCAAGGAAAUACAUGCGCAACGAUUAUUUAAUGAUAGCCAUGAAAGAAAUAGGAAACGGAGCAAUUAUAAGAAUGAGCAGAAAAGUGGUCAUAAGCGAUUAAGAAACGACUCGGAUGACAGCGUUAUUUUGGUUAGUGAUAAACCAGACGAAAAUGUGGAAAUGUCUACGCGAUCAUCAGAACAGACUGCAUUAGAACAGAAUAUAAAACAUAACACAUCGAUUAUUGACCUUGAUGCUUCGACGUCUUUUACUGAAGUUUCGCUGUUAGUUGGUAGUAGCGAUGAUAAAAUUUCGUUUGGAACGCCUGUAGCUCGUCGACUAGAGCAUGAUAAAAAGAAGCCAAGUUUAGAUAAAUUCCGAGACGGCGUUUUACCAUUUGAAGCUGUUGAAGAAAGUACCGGAAAUCGCGGUUUCUUCAGGGCUCUUAUGUUAAAAAUACGAAAAAAAAAAGUAUGA
Messenger RNA from Brugia malayi, 1452 nucleotides. RefSeq names its product PSP family protein. Gene Ontology annotation, cellular component: catalytic step 2 spliceosome. NCBI's taxonomy places the organism in Eukaryota, Metazoa, Nematoda, Chromadorea, Rhabditida, Onchocercidae. Bases 1 to 1452 code for a protein of 483 amino acids. Gene Ontology annotation, molecular function: RNA binding. The record is from RefSeq and is a predicted model, not a curated record. The transcript has 12 exons.